Molecule: messenger RNA, 3122 nt
Organism: Malurus melanocephalus (red-backed fairy wren)
Lineage: Eukaryota; Metazoa; Chordata; Aves; Passeriformes; Maluridae
Gene: SNTB1
Product: syntrophin beta 1
Exons: 7
Coding region: 97-1665 (522 amino acids)
Cellular component (GO): dystrophin-associated glycoprotein complex; synapse; intracellular anatomical structure
Molecular function (GO): protein binding; structural molecule activity
Source: RefSeq, a predicted model, not a curated record
GCGCCCGGAGCUGCCGCCCCCCGGCUGAAGUCCGGUGCCGCCGCGCGGUGCCGUGCCGGGGGUGCCGUCACUCGGCGCUUCCAGCAUGCUCCUAAGAUGGCGGUAGCGGCGGCGGGCGGCGGCGGGGGCGGCCGGGCGCAGCGCAGCGGCUGGCUGGAAGUUUUGGUGCGGGAGCGCUGGCACAAAGUGCUGGCCAACUUGGGCGGCGAGGCGCUGGUGCUGAGCGGCGAGGAGCGCCCCGACGGCGCGGCCCACAACGGGCUGGGCGGCGAUGGGACGGCGUGCCGCGGGGCCGAGGGCGGCGGGGGGCCGGCGGCGGUGCGCACCGCCUUCACCGACCCUCCCGAGCAGGUGCCCGAGGCCAUCUCCAACAAGAAGCGCUGCGUGAAGGUGCUGAAGCAGGAGCUGGGCGGACUGGGCAUCAGCAUCAAGGGGGGCAAGGAGAACAAGAUGCCCAUCCUCAUCAGCAAGAUCUUCAAGGGGCUGGCGGCCGACCAGACCCAGGCGCUCUACGUGGGCGAUGCCAUCCUGGCCGUGAACGGCACGGACCUGCGGGAUGCCACUCACGACGAGGCGGUGCAGGCGCUCAAGCGGGCCGGCAAGGAGGUGCUGCUGGAAGUGAAAUACAUGAGAGAAGCAACCCCCUACGUGAAGAAAGGCUCCCCCGUGUCAGAGAUCGGGUGGGAGACGCCUCCCCCCGAAUCCCCGCGCUUGGGCUGUGCCUCGGCUGACACGAUGGCGCAGCUUUCGCUCUCCAUCCACAGAGACAGGAAGACAAUUCCGCUCAAGAUGUGCUACGUGACGCGCAACAUGACAGUGUCAGACCCCGAAAACAGAAUUAUUGAAGUUCAUUCACCUGAUGCCAAGCACACCGUGGUGCUCAGGAGUAAGGAUUCAGCUACAGCCCAGGCCUGGUUCAAUGCCAUCCACUCCAGUGUCAAUGAGCUCAUCCCCAGGGUGAUUGCAGAGGUCAGAGACCAGCUGGGUAAAACAGGGAUUGCUGGAAGUCGAGAGAUUAGGCACCUAGGCUGGCUUGCAGAAAAGGUGCCAGGAGACAACGAGAAGCACUGGAAGCCAGUGUUAGUGGUUUUGACAGAGAAAGAUCUCUUAAUAUAUGAGAGCAUGCCACGGAUGAAGGAAGCCUGGUUCAGCCCUCUGCAUACCUACCCCCUGCUCGCCACCAGGUUGGUCCAUUCUGGCCCAGGAAAAGGCUCACCGAAGUCAGGGGUGGAUUUGUCUUUUGCAACCCGUACCGGUACAAGGCAAGGGAUUGAAACGCAUCUGUUCAGGACUGAGACCAGCCGAGACCUCUCACUGUGGACCAGGAGCGUAGUCCAGGGCUGCCACAAUUCUGCAGAGCUCAUCACAGAAAUCACCACGUCUUGCACAUACAAAAGCCAGGAGUGCCGCUUGACCAUCCAUUAYGAACAUGGAUUCUCUCUUACAACUGAACCACAAGAUGGUGCCUUCUCCAARACAAUUGCACAAUAUCCCUAUGAAAAACUGAAAAUGUCCUCAGAUGAUGGGAUAAGGAUGCUUUAUUUAGACUUUGGAGAAAAAGAUGGAGAAAUUCAACUGGACCUUCAUUCCUGUCCGAAACCAAUUGUUUUCAUCAUUCAUUCCUUCCUGUCAGCAAAGAUCACAAGACUGGGCUUGGUGGCAUAAACAGGAUCCAUCUGUUUCUUUCAAGAGAGAUGGGGUGACCACACAAAUCUGAAGUACAGUCAACAGCAGCAACCCRUCCCAGGUGGCAGCAGACACCAGCCUGGGGCUCAGGACUGGGCCUUGGUCAUUUCUGCAGUCUUCCAAGGCCCAGGCUUCCUUUUGACCUGCUAAARAGAGGGCAUGAUAUGGAAGAUGGGGGAUUUAAUUGUAAAUAAUGGGAUUUUAAGAUCCCAUGUGAGACCAUAAAAGCGUGUAGUACCAUACAUGUAAAUGUUUCAGAACCAUAAAUUGUGCCUAUUUCAAUGUACUUGUCUAUACAGAGUAAGUAAAGGGCUAUGCAGACAAGAACACUUCUUGGUUGUGAUGCAAGCCAUGAUUGGUUGGGGAAAAAACCUCUAAAUAAGAUUGUCCCAUCUCCUGAAAGUAAAAGGUUCUUUCAGUCAUAAUCUGUGCACCUCUUAGAGAAGAUUUUUCUUCUGGAGCACUGCCAUACCUGCUGCAUGAAUACCCAGCAGAGGCUGCAAUUACACACCUUUGAGUUGGACACUCAARCAAUCCAGCUGUGGUCAGGGAACAGCUGGAGGGUCCCUGCCAGGGGCAGUUUCACAUUAAGCAGUAACCAUGUCACCCACAUUCCUGGUGAUGGAGCCAAAGCAGGACCUGCCACAGGGAUGGUACCCAGAGCCACCUCUCAGUGGGGCAUAGGCAGCAGUGUCCUUUGUUAGGAAAGAAUAGUUUAAUGAGUUUCAGGUAUCUGAGAUCCCCUGCUCAGGAGAAAGUUACCCAAAUCCAUGUUUAGCCUUGCGGAAGCUUCUGGCAGCAUUAUUUCCAUGGCAGUUUUCCAGCAGAAAGCUGUACAAACCUUCCUGUACAAACUCCUCCCCAUAGUGAGUCACCCUUGAUGCUCAGACAAGGCUGACUCUGUGGUCUUCACAGGACGAACAAAGGGGAGGAGGAAAACUUAAUGAGUUUUUGAAAAAUUUACUGAAGCAGGUCCACAAUAGUGAGAAAAAUGCACCRGGGCAGGAAUAUGAGCUGCACUCCUUGACAUGGAACUGCUCCUAUGGGCAUGACUUGGCAAAAMCAGAUUUCUUGCUGGGGAUAAACAAGAUGUUCAUCUUCAUGCCYACAACUUACCAGUGACUGUUUUGCACCACAGCUUACUGUUGUGAGUCAAGACAUGAUUCACUGAGUUUCAGCCUUGUUCACAGCYACCUGAGCAGCACAAAGCAGGCAGGAACACUGACCUUCAGCAUCAGAGAUGACACACACAGCUUGCACCUGGAAGUGAUAAACUGACAUCAUGUGAUCUGGAGGGAAUAGGAAGAGGCAAAACAGAGAUGCCACUUACAUUGUUCUUCCUUUGUAAACWGAACAGCUUUGCACAGUUGUGGGGGUUUGUCUGCUUUUAGAGUUUUGCCCUAAAUUGACACUUUGCAGGACAGGAAGUAAUAGUA